GUUGUUGAAACGAAGAGAGGGACGCCUUCGCUCUCAGCCGGAAUAUUGUUUAUAUUUUGUAUUUACAUUUUCCUAUGAGUGCAUAUGAACAAGGGGAACAGCUUUACUUGGAUAGUUGCACUUUAAAGAAUUCCGUUGGAUUUCCUCGGACUUCUGGAUUUUGUAUAUUACAGUCAUGAGUGCAGUUGAAGCUGAACACUUUUCUCUUAGGUGGAAUAAUUUUCAUAGCAAUUUAGCUACUGGUUUCCAUGCUCUGUUAGAAGAAGUUGACCUCGUUGAUGUUACUAUAGCUGCUGAGGGACAGUUUGUGCAGGCUCAUAAGAUAGUGCUGUCUGUUUCCAGCCCAUAUUUCAAAGAGCUAUUUAAGGUCAAUCCAUGCAAACACCCAAUAGUAAUACUCAAAGAUGUUUGCCACAAGGAAUUAGUGGCAAUACUACAGUUCAUGUACCAAGGAGAGGUGAAUGUGAGGCAAGAAGAACUGGGAGCUUUCUUGAAAACUGCGGAAUUACUGCAGAUCAAGGGACUCACUGGGAAUGAACCACCUUCAGAAGAUGUACCACCAACGCCCAGGAUGCGCAUGAAACCUGAUCCUCCCAUCAGCUCAGAAGAAAAUGCACCUCGUGCCUACAAACGUCAGCGUACUGAAAUGCCUGUGCAGAGUGCUAUGAGGACACCACCGAACACAUCAUCUCGUGUCAUGUCACCAGCACCACAUCCGGCUCCGCCUCCAGUGACAACUCAGCCUCCAACACCAGCCCAGCCACCGGCGCCAGUACAAGCUCCAGUACCGCCUCCAGCUUCAGCCGCAGCUCCCAAUCCAGUUAGUGUUCCAAAAGUAGCACCACCGAGUCCCGAAACCAUUGCAGAAGAGUCACUUCCAUUUGAUAUGCGCGAUGAACACAGACCGAAGGAAGAACCGGCUGAUUAUGAAUCAGACAUUGAAGAAAUUGAGUGCAAAGUGGUACAGAGUAGCAGCUCUCUGAACCAAUUACUGCAUGGAGAGAGCAGUAUGCUGAGUCAGGGUUCUCCACAGAAUUCAUCAAAUUUAUUUGCGUCACUAACUGGGAUUUCACAAGAUUCUGGCAGUUCUCAGGAUGGUGCUCAAGGAGACCGCAGUGAGGAUGCAGCAUGUUCAGUAUGUGGUAAAGUGGUGCGCAAGACGAGCCUACGGAGACACAUCUUCGAUCGGCACAUGCCUAAUCAGCAGGUUCCUUGCCAAAUUUGUGGCAAAUUUUUCAAAACACAAAACAGUCUCUCCACUCAUAUGAAUUACAUUCACAAAAAUAAAAAGCAGCAAGAGUCACCCACAUUCUUUGACAUGAAUUGACUUUCCAUGUCUUUUAUGUGGAACAUAAAUUUAGUGCUCAACGGUAAUAAAACAGGAACUUCCAUCUGCGUCUUGUAUAUACGGGCAUUGUGUUUAGUCCAUGUCAAGUAGUACUGUGCCAAAGCUUGACAGAAGGUAAGUUAGGUCAAGGUUAUGAAUCAUGUAAGAGUACGCACUUUAGAUUGUUCUGUGUUGACUCCACAUGAAGGAAGACAGUCUUUGGCCAGGCAUUAUGCCUUUGUGUAAUGACAGAAAAGGUGUUUGUUAUCUAUUAUUACUUGAUCUUUUUUCUUAUUCAAGUGGUAAACAGUUUGUAAGGAUGCAUAAUCUGCAAUUUGCUCUCUUACAUCAACUGUGAAAACCACAUGGUAUUGCUCCAUUAUCAAUGAGAUGUCUGCUGUUUGUCUAUUGUGUCAUUGCCUCUGGCAACACAUUUCUCGAAGAGGCAAUUUUCAAGCAAGUGUACUCACUAAUACAGCACCAGAGUCUUGUGUUUAUGAAUAUCUUCCAAACAUUUUGCGUAUUUCAUUUAACACUA
Messenger RNA from Schistocerca serialis cubense, 1865 nucleotides. Its product is annotated as broad-complex core protein isoforms 1/2/3/4/5-like. The record is from RefSeq and is a predicted model, not a curated record. Gene Ontology annotation, molecular function: protein binding. Gene Ontology annotation, biological process: regulation of transcription by RNA polymerase II. Bases 176 to 1327 code for a protein of 383 amino acids. NCBI's taxonomy places the organism in Eukaryota, Metazoa, Arthropoda, Insecta, Orthoptera, Acrididae. Gene Ontology annotation, cellular component: nucleus. The transcript is spliced from 6 exons.